AUGGGAAAGACAGGUAAAGGAAAAGGAGGAAAGAACAGAAGAAGAGGGAAGAACGAUUCUUCAGCUUUCAAAAGAGAAUUAAUCUUCAAAGAAGAAGGUCAAGAAUAUGCUCAAAUCACCAAAAUGUUAGGUAAUGGUAGAAUUGAAGUCAGUUGUUUUGAUGGUAUUAAAAGAAUGGGUCACAUUAGAGGAAAAUUAAGAAAGAAAGUUUGGAUGGGACAAGGUGAUAUUAUUUUGGUUUCAUUAAGAGAUUUCCAAGAUGAACAGUGUGAUGUUGUGCAUAAAUAUAAUUCUGAUGAAGCUAGAGCUUUAAAGAAUAAUGGUGAAUUACCAGAAAAUGCUAAGAUUAAUGAAACUGAUACAUUUGGAGGUGAUGAAGAUGAUGAUGUUAACUUUGAGUUUGGAGCUAAUGAUGAUGAUGAUGAAGAGGAAGAAGAAGAUGAGUUAGAUAUUGAUGAUAUUUAA
Messenger RNA from Yamadazyma jaroonii, 465 nucleotides. The record is from the annotation of a GenBank genome assembly. Lineage: Eukaryota; Fungi; Ascomycota; Pichiomycetes; Serinales; Debaryomycetaceae.